AUGGUGGAUUUUCCAGGAUACAGUCUGUCAGGUGCAGUUGCCUCCUUCUUCUUUGUACUGCUCACCAUGAAGCACUCAGAUUACUUCAGAGUGAUUGGUCCUGCCCAUCCUAUUCUGGCCAGGGUUGGGGAAGAUGCCCUGCUAAGCUGUCAGCUCCUCCCCAAAAGGACUGCCAUGCACAUGGAGGUGAGCUGGUACCAUUUGGAGACCGGCACACCUGUGUUGCUUGCACGCCGGAAUGGAACUGAGGUGACCAAGGUGCAGAUGGAGGAGUACAGAAGCCGAGUAGAGUGGAUAGAGGAUGACAUCACCAAGGGAGGUGUGGCUCUGAAGAUGUACAACAUCCAACCAUCUGAUAACGGGCAGUACUGGUGCCGUUUCCAAGAGGGGAACUAUUGCGGAGAAACAAGCUUGCUGCUCAAAGUAGCAGGUCUGGGGGCUGCCCCUCACAUCCACAUGGAAGGAUGUAUGGAAAGCGGAGUCCAGCUUGUAUGCACUGCAAAGGGCUGGUUCCCAGAGCCCCACGUCUACUGGGAAGAUGUCACGGGAGAGAAGCUGCUGGCUGUCUCUGAGUAUCAAGUCCAAGAUGAAGAUGGCCUGUUCUACGUGGAAGCCACACUUACAGUCAGGAGUGCCUCUGCAGAGACUGUGUCCUGCUUCAUCCACAACCCCAUCCUCGCUGAGGAGAAGGGCUCAGUCAUCUCCAUCCCAGAGAAAGUCCAGACGGAGCUAGCUUCCUUAAAAGUGAUUGGACCUCCCCAGCCCAUCCUGGUCAGAGUGGGAGAAGACAUACAAUUAACCUGUUACCUGUCCCCCAAGGCUAAUGCACAGAGCAUGGAGGUGAGGUGGGUCCGAUCCCACCGUUAUCCUGCUGUUUAUCUGUAUGUGGAUGGGGACCAUGUGACUGGAGAGCAGAUGGCAGAGUAUAGAGGGAGGACAGCAUUGGUGACUGAUGCCAUCGAUGAGGGGAAACUGACCCUGCAGAUACACAGUGCCAGAACUUCAGACGAUGGGCAGUACCGCUGCCUUUUUGAAAAAGAUGGUGUCUACCAGGAAGCCAGUGUGGAUCUGAAGAUAGUAGGACUUGGUUCUUCCCCACUGAUCACCAUGGAGGGAAUGGAAAAUGGAGAAAUACAGCUUAUGUGCACUUCAGAAGGGUGGUUUCCCCAGCCCCAUGUGCAUUGGAGGGACACAGAAGGAAAGGCAAUCCCAUCAUUUUCAGAGGUCCUGACUCAAGGCAGCCAUGGACUGUUCCAUGUGGAGGCAUUUCUGUUGGUCACAAACAGCUCUGUUGUGAAUGUGACCUGCUCCAUCAGCAACCCGCUUCUUGGGGAGGAGAAAAUGGCAACUUUUUCUCUCUCAGAGUCCAGGAUGACUUUUGCAUGGAAGAUACUGCUUAUUUUGGGAUUGUUUCUUGCAGUGGCCACAGGCCUGAUCAGGAGGAAGAGCAACAGAAAAGCUAGAGAUGAGGAUAUGAUGGACAAUAUCAUCCCUGACAUUUCUACAACUUCGGUUUCAAUAGAACACUAA
This is a messenger RNA of Hipposideros armiger (great roundleaf bat), 1530 nucleotides long. RefSeq names its product butyrophilin like 2 (gene BTNL2). The record is from RefSeq and is a predicted model, not a curated record. Gene Ontology annotation, cellular component: external side of plasma membrane. Lineage: Eukaryota; Metazoa; Chordata; Mammalia; Chiroptera; Hipposideridae. Gene Ontology annotation, molecular function: signaling receptor binding. Gene Ontology annotation, biological process: T cell receptor signaling pathway; regulation of cytokine production. Bases 1 to 1530 code for a protein of 509 amino acids. The transcript is spliced from 8 exons.